AUGGACACAUCCAAGAGCAAUGAAAUAACCAAUCGUUUGCUGAAUCGACAGGAUAGAAAGGAGCUACGUGUCCUUUUAAAAAAUGAAGAAAUAUAUAGCUGUCGAAUCUGUACAAGAGGAUUUUUGAAAAGUGUUGACUAUAAAAAGCAUACAUUGUUACAUGUAACGAGUGCCUUUAUUAAAUUAAGAAAGCAAAAAAUAUAUAGAUGCAUAUUAUGUCCAGCUGGCUUUCUUAAAAGUGAUGAAAAAAAUUUACACUUACUUGAUCAUGCUAAGGAAACUUUUAUGAAAAACCGUAAAGAAAAGGAAAUUGCAGAUAAACAUUACUAUAACAAAAAUAUAGUUAGAAAACAUGAAUGUCCGGAUUGUUCUAGAAAAUUUACCUCUAUUAAUGUACUGGAAGAACAUUCAAAGCUGCAUAAGCCAUUUCCAUAUGUAUGCUUCUGUGGAAUUGCAUAUCUCAGAGAAGUUGAUUUUAAGGGCCACCAAAAGCUUAUCCAUGGUAAUAACAAUAACCAGUUAAUCACAAAAACUGUUAAGGAAGAACCAGCCAAAAAGACGCCAAAAGUAAAAACAAAAUCAAUAAAACAUAUUGCUAAGAAAAUCAAGAUAAAAAUUAAACAUGAUACAAAUGAAAAUGUGGAGUGUUCAGUUUGCUGUAAAAUUGUUAAAAAACAUUAUCUACUUCGUCAUAUGGAUAUACAUUCAGAUAAUAAGGCAUUUAAAUGUAAUAUUUGCAAUAAAAGUUUUAAGCAAUACUGCGGCUUGUACAACCACAUGUCCGUACAUAAACCGAGACAUCAACUUCCCUGCCAGUAUUGUGGUAAAGUGUUUAAAUUCAAAUACAAUUUGAUUAACCAUUUAAACACGCACACUGGUGUAAAACCUCAUGUGUUAAUAACCAGAAAUUCCACAGGAAAUCAAUUGAGGCGUCCGUUACUUGCGUCGCGUCACCGCGCCGGUCAAUACGGCGCGCGCGGGCCGUGCGCCCCGCGCGUCAUCCCCUCAUUUCCACCCAUCAGUCAGAUUAUCUACCCCGUCUAG
Molecule: messenger RNA, 1044 nt
Organism: Pieris macdunnoughi
Lineage: Eukaryota; Metazoa; Arthropoda; Insecta; Lepidoptera; Pieridae
Source: the annotation of a GenBank genome assembly